Messenger RNA from Spirometra erinaceieuropaei, 355 nucleotides. NCBI's taxonomy places the organism in Eukaryota, Metazoa, Platyhelminthes, Cestoda, Diphyllobothriidea, Diphyllobothriidae. The record is from the annotation of a GenBank genome assembly.
AUGUCUGGAGAUUCGACUGUGAUGGUAAGGGGUGUGCCGAUUGCAUUAACCGUAAAGACUUUUGAGGAAGCCGCUGAAACUGUUAAAAAAUUGGCUAAAGAACCCUCACAAGAUGAACUCCUUGCACUCUACAGCCUUUAUAAACAAGCCACCGUGGGCGACACGAAUACAAGUAAGUCAAUUCCCUGGUUUCUGCUCACCGCCUGUUAAAGGUCAGCCGGGCAUUCUGGACUUUAAAGGACGCUCAAAGUGGAAUGCUUGGAACGCCCGGAAAGGCAUGGAUAAAGAAGCUGCCAAAUUGGAGUAUAUUGAAGUUGCCAAAAAUGUGAUCACAAAGUAUGGACUUUCGUCCUGA